ACUUUAAUAAUACACCCAAUUUCUUUUCAUCGUUGUUGCGUUUCGCUUUACCAAAGGCAUAAGAAAGGAGUUGCUUGCCCCUAAGCUUUACGUGUAACAGAAGAAACUCAUUCCAUUCCCACAUUCUUUCUUCUUCUUCUUCCUCCACAUUUCACUGGAAAGAGAACACACGCCAUGGCUGUCGUGUGGAACAAGCACUUGGUUCUUGGGUUAGUCCUAGGGUUUUGUCUGGUCUUUUCUCUGGGUGAACUCGAGCGGUUCGUAGAGUCGCCGAAAGCGGAUGGGUCUCUCGCGUUCUUGGUCGUCGGAGACUGGGGAAGAAGAGGCAACUACAACCAAACUGAAGUUGCUCGCCAGAUGGGAAUAAUUGGAGAGAAGCUAGACAUCAACUUCGUGGUCUCGACGGGCGACAACUUCUACGAAGAUGGCCUCACGGGCGUGGACGAUCCGGCUUUCAAAGAGUCCUUCGUCAACAUCUAUACCCAUUCCGGACUGCAGAAGCAGUGGUACAACGUCUUGGGGAAUCAUGACUACAGGGGAAACGUGGAGGCACAGCUGAGCCCGAUCCUUAAGAAAGUGGACAGCAGAUGGCUUUGCUUGCGAUCCUUCGUCGUCAAUGCCGAGAUUGUGGAGCUGUUCUUCGUGGACACGACUCCUUUUGUGGACGAGUACUUCAGGGAGCCAAAAGCCUAUGACUGGAGUGGUGUGCUGCCCAGAAAGCCUUACCUCUCCAAUCUCCUCAAGGAUGUGGAUUUGGCUCUAAAAGAGUCGAGAGCGAAAUGGAAGAUCGUCAUAGGUCACCACCCCAUCAAAAGUGCUGGAGAGCACGGCAGCACAGCUGAGCUAAUCGCUCAGCUUCUUCCUAUCAUUCAGGCAAACAGCGUUGAUCUCUACAUAAACGGCCAUGACCACUGCUUGCAACGCAUCAGCACUUCCGAUAGUCCUAUUCAGUUCUUGACUAGUGGAGGCGGAUCCAAGGCGUGGAGGGGUUACGUGAGCUGGCCAAAUCCAGAAGAGCUCAAGUUCUACUACGAUGGUCAAGGAUUUAUGACUCUGCAAGUCACAGAGGCCCAUAUCGACGUCGUUUUCUACGACAUUGAAGGCCACGUUCGUCACCAUUGGAGCGUUUGAUCGCCCAUUUGUCACCAUCAUAUGAGCAACCGACACUUGAAAAGUUAUGAUUGAUCAUGUAAUGCCAAAUUUCUACUGAGAGACUAAUGUAAGAGUUUGUCAUGUUGUAUAAGUAGGUACGUACGUAUGCCUAGCCUAAUGCAAGAAUUAUAUCAAUGAGACUAUUACGUUUGGAGUUACAAAUAUAUA
This is a messenger RNA of Eucalyptus grandis, 1320 nucleotides long. RefSeq names its product purple acid phosphatase 3. NCBI's taxonomy places the organism in Eukaryota, Viridiplantae, Streptophyta, Magnoliopsida, Myrtales, Myrtaceae. The transcript has 7 exons. The coding region runs from base 175 to 1131 and encodes 318 amino acids. The record is from RefSeq and is a predicted model, not a curated record. Gene Ontology annotation, molecular function: acid phosphatase activity; ferrous iron binding; ferric iron binding.